Molecule: messenger RNA, 1086 nt
Organism: Nilaparvata lugens (brown planthopper)
Lineage: Eukaryota; Metazoa; Arthropoda; Insecta; Hemiptera; Delphacidae
Exons: 4
Coding region: 613-990 (125 amino acids)
Source: RefSeq, a predicted model, not a curated record
UCGAUGUCGCGAGGACACGCGUCAAAUCGCUUCUCCAACCUCGUUACGUGUUUACGUGAAUCGCUUACUUUACCUACCUACAACUCCAGCAGGGAAUCCUCAUAGAAUUCAAUUUUAGUUUCCCCAUCCAGUGUGGGAAAGCAGUGGCACCGCUUGCAAAAGAUUUUCCCUUGGCACAAAAGUACCUUCAAGAUGAGAAAAAUGAGACACAUGUAUUGACAUAAACCUUACGAUCCACGUGUCUUGUAAUACUGUUUUUGCAUUACACCAGACUCCAUAAACUAAUGAUGAACAAUGAAACAAUACAGUUGUUUAAUAUAUUCUCUACGUAAAUUUCCUCUGAUUUGUUUUCCUUAAGGAAAACAGAUAAAAUAUUACUUUUUCAGCAACUAUAAAUUUAUAUGAUGGAAGAGCUUCCAUUGAUUUCUCAUUGAACAACAAUUAUAAAGUGGUGUGAUGAUUCAAAAUGAAUUUAGGAGAAAAUACACUACAGAAAAUGUAUUCAAUUUGAGGACAAUACUGUUAAUUACGGUGAUAGACUUUAGCCAUUAUGGGGAAUGCAAAAUCCAACACUAGUGAUUGUUCUAUUAUUACAAGCUGCUUCACGUAAUAAUGGCUAUUGUAGUCUCUGCAAAAUCUAAAGUCAUUACUGCUUUACUUCUGACAGGUCUCGGAACAGCAUUGACAAUGUUGAUAGGUGGGAUGUCGGGUUGGUUCGAGACGGACAACGGCAAAAUGCCUUGCGAUCCCAAUCUGCAGCCGCCAUCUUUGAACGGCGCCCCGACGUCGCAGGGCUGUCAUCAUGACGCUGACGCCGCCAGUCAGCUGGGGCCGUCAGACGUUGCUCCGCGUCAGCGACAUCAUAAGCAGGUGCAUCAUCGUCAUGUCUCGCACAAUCAUCACAACAGGCACAAAAAUAACAAGAGAGAGCACUCGAACCUGGAAGCUUCAACUACUUUGUACUUGAAACAGGAAAUGCACCCCAAGUAGUUGUAGAGUUACUUUCGUAUCUGCAAUGGAAAACACAAUCUCAUUUCUGUUAGAUGAGCUUUUCCAGUUCUGAAAUUAUUCAACGUAUAAUGUAUC